Messenger RNA from Malassezia restricta, 222 nucleotides. RefSeq names its product copper chaperone. Gene Ontology annotation, biological process: copper ion transport. NCBI's taxonomy places the organism in Eukaryota, Fungi, Basidiomycota, Malasseziomycetes, Malasseziales, Malasseziaceae. Gene Ontology annotation, cellular component: cytosol. The transcript is spliced from 3 exons. Bases 1 to 222 code for a protein of 73 amino acids. Gene Ontology annotation, molecular function: copper chaperone activity; metal ion binding. The record is from RefSeq and is a predicted model, not a curated record.
AUGACCGACACACAUAAGUACCAUUUUGAUGUCAAAAUGACAUGCGGAGCUUGCUCGCGUGCGAUCGAACGUGUUCUGGGAAAGCUGGAGGGCGUCACGUCGUACACGGUCAGCCUCGAGCAGCAGAGCGUCGACGUCGAAGCUUCGGUGCCUUUUGAGACGGUGCUGGAGAAGAUCAAAAACACGGGCAAGGAAGUGCUCGGUGCGCAAGUGAUAGCCUAA